AUGACUGUCACUUCGGCAAACCAGUUUGACAAGCAAGCUGAUUUUAAAGAUCACGUCGUCUCCUCACUGCAUCAAAAUAGGGAGUAUCAUGAAUUUAUAUUCACUGACGUGCCUCCCUCCUGGGCGGACGCUGUGUAUCAGCUUAUUGAUGAGAUAAUCCCAUCUCGAACAUCCAGAAAAAGCUACAACUCUCAGAGCCGCGAGUUGCGAAUCAGAGUCAAGCCUACCGAGAUACUCGACUGUAUCCAGUCAUGGUUGUUUAAACAACCGCUUGUCUGGCUUGUGAAUGGCGAUAUCACACUACAAGAACAGGAGCUGUUUGAUCCAGGAGUCGGCACUACCCUUUUCUUUAAAUCCGGCCCAUAUAGCGGCUCCUGGAAGGAACCUGACUUCUUUUUCCGACCUAACAAUCAUAUUCUGCCGACCAUUGCGGUAGAAUCUGGCUGGAGCGAGUCCAAAGAACUACUUCGUAAUGGCAUGGACCUGUCGCUAGUCGGUGGCAACGGCUCCACUAAUGUUGUUAUUAUCGUCGAAUGGACAAAGUUACAAGAACGCGUCUCGGGCACUGUUGAGCUCUUCGUCAGAGAUACGAAUGGGAUGCCGACACUACAGCAGAGCGAGACUAUAUUCCCACGUCCUAUAAGUCCCAACAACCUCACGAUCAGAAGACGGGACCUUUUCGGACCAGCGCUGGUGCCAGGCCAUAAUGGCAAUGACAUCCUAUACUUGGAUCUCGAGCGAUUACGUAAUUAUGCCACCAGACGCCUCAGUUUUAUGAAUCUCGUUCCCUCUUAG
Messenger RNA from Aspergillus novofumigatus IBT 16806, 795 nucleotides. RefSeq lists its product as uncharacterized. The record is from RefSeq and is a predicted model, not a curated record. The coding region runs from base 1 to 795 and encodes 264 amino acids. NCBI's taxonomy places the organism in Eukaryota, Fungi, Ascomycota, Eurotiomycetes, Eurotiales, Aspergillaceae. The transcript has 4 exons.